Messenger RNA from Halichondria panicea, 1992 nucleotides. Its product is annotated as folylpolyglutamate synthase, mitochondrial-like. Lineage: Eukaryota; Metazoa; Porifera; Demospongiae; Suberitida; Halichondriidae. The transcript has 16 exons. Gene Ontology annotation, cellular component: mitochondrion; cytosol; cytoplasm. Gene Ontology annotation, biological process: tetrahydrofolylpolyglutamate biosynthetic process. Gene Ontology annotation, molecular function: tetrahydrofolylpolyglutamate synthase activity; ATP binding. Bases 268 to 1881 code for a protein of 537 amino acids. The record is from RefSeq and is a predicted model, not a curated record.
GCCCUUCCGGCAGCUGCAUGGCUUGAAUGGUUUGUGGUAAAAGCUACAAAGGAGGUGUGACCUAUGGUGUGACAUCCUCGAAGGUACGUGUCUCUGGACUGAUUCUGUAGUCACCACUGUACAUGUACUGACUGCUCCAGCCAAGAAACUGAAGUCUGCAGGUACUAACUUUAGGUGGUGCUAACAUUAAUACCAAAUAUCAAAGACAAACGUUUAUACGUUCCGCAGCCAAAAUAUCAACUACAGAGCUAGCUGGAAACAAAACCGAUGUCUUUGAGCUAUAAGGCUGCAGUGGACACCCUCAACUUGUACCAGGUCAAGGCCGGAGCAAAUUCGGUGGCAAAGAAACAGACGGCUAGAUUGCUCGAGGCAGCCGAAAGGUUCUUUAUUAGGACGGGACAUUCGGUAGAGGAACUGAACCGACUGAAUGUCAUCCAUGUUGCAGGCACAAAAGGAAAGGGCUCGGUGUGUGCCUUGUGUGAGAGCAUUCUGAGACAGUGCGGCUUAAGGACAGGACUAGUAACGUCCCCUCAUCUUCUUGAGGUGAGGGAGAGGAUAAAGAUCAAUGGCCGCUCUCUAACACACAAUCUCUUUGCCCACUAUUUCUGGGAGUGCUUCAACAAGUUAGACAGUUCAAAGAAAAGUGAAUUAAAUAUGCCGAGUCAUUAUCGUCUGCUAACUCUAGUGGCUUUCCACGUCUUUCUGGAAGAGAAGGUGGACGUGGCUAUAGUGGAAGUGGGGAAGGGUGGGGCUUAUGACACGACAAAUAUCAUACAACAUCCCCUUGUGUGUGGUAUCACUCUCCUUGACCUGGACCACACAGCUGAGCUGGGGGACAGUCUGGAGGCCAUUGCCUGGCACAAGGCAGGGAUCAGCAAGCCAGACCACCCUCUCAUCACACACCCACAGACACAGGGAGCCAUGGAGGUCAUCGCACAGCAGGCUAGGCAGAGACAGGUAUCCUCUAUCGAAGUUGCACCGCAUCUUAGCUGUUAUCCUGGGGAAGAAGUCGUUCUCGGACUAAGUGGUCGGCACAACCAGUACAACGCAUCACUGGCCGUGCAAAUCUGCAAAAAAUGGCUGACUCUAAAAGGACUAUGGUCUGGUUGUGAUCUUGAUCCAGACGAUACUGUGGUGAGGAGAGAGGUGUGUGGAAUACCAGAGGCCCCUCCAUUCCAACUAACAAAGCAGUUCCGUGACGGUCUGCGUGAGUGUCGUUGGCCCGGGAGGUGUCAUGUUGAGAGAAGGGACGGGGUUACCUUCUACCUGGACUCUGCUCACACACCCCUCAGUAUGAAGGCUUGUGCACAGUGGUUCAAAGAAGAAGCUGAUAAAGAAAGCGCUGAAAACGUAAGUGUUACCGUGAGAGUGCUUCUCUUCAACUUUAUUGGGCAUAGAGACCCCAAAGCCCUCCUAACACCACUUCUAAGUUGCAACUUUGACUACGCCUUGUUUGCUCCGAGCUUCACUGGAGCUGACGGGUCAAAUACAGCUGAUCAGCUGUAUCGGAAGACCUCCCCUGAGGCACAAUACGAGAGCUCACGCGAGAACGAGAGAAUAUGGCAAGAGCUGACAACACAGUAUUUAAUAACUCCGUCACCAUCGUGCAAACCAGAAGACAGUCGAGAACCUGACAUCAUAACUAGGCAACCGUCAGAUACAAUUACACAAACUCGAUUCUUCCUGAGUCUUGACCAUGCGAUUCACUGGUGCUGUGCUGGCAGGGGGUGGUCUGUGCAGUCCACAGCUCCUCGUACACUAGGGGAGGUCAAAGAGACCCCCAGCAAACUGAAAAAUGCCCCCCACAUACAAAUACUAGUGACCGGUAGCGUUAGAUUGAUAGGAACCACCAUGUUUAUUUUGAACUGUUCACUCAGUUGAUGGAGAACAUUCUAUAUGUUUUAUUUUUUUUUAUCUAGCGUUACAGACCACUAUGUUUAUUUAUUUAUAAUUAUGGAAAAUGUGCACACACAAAAAUAUUACUCUACAAUG